Messenger RNA from Juglans regia (Persian walnut), 2043 nucleotides. RefSeq names its product cyclic nucleotide-gated ion channel 2-like. The coding region runs from base 27 to 1925 and encodes 632 amino acids. The record is from RefSeq and is a predicted model, not a curated record. NCBI's taxonomy places the organism in Eukaryota, Viridiplantae, Streptophyta, Magnoliopsida, Fagales, Juglandaceae. The transcript is spliced from 7 exons.
AAUAUAAUAUUUAUAGGUGGAUAGAGAUGUCAAGAAAUCCUGACAAGAAUAAUAACAGAAACAGCCAUAGCAUUAGCGAUGGCGAUCAUGAGCCUAUUGCAAUUACCAAGAACUUCAACGAAUGCUCUGCCUGCACUCAGGUGGGUGUCCCUGUUUUCCACUCCAUCCGCUCUGACUGUAACCUUCGCCGCCCCAGCUGGGGCCCUUUCGGGAGAGUUUCGGACCCACGAAGCAAGCGCGUGCUGAGGUGGAACCGUGCCGUCUUGCUGGCACGUGGCAUGGCUUUGGCCUUGGAUCCUCUGUUCUUCUACACGAUUUCCUUGAGCCCGAGUGGUGCCCCAUGUUUCUACAUAAACGUUGCGUUGGCUGCUAUCCUCACCGUUGUUCGCACGUGUGUGGACUUGGUUCAUCUGUGCCAUCUCUUGCUCCAGUUAAGGCUGGCGUACGUGUCGACCGAAUCUUUGGUUGUUGGGUGUGGGAAGCUGGUGUGGGACGCACGUGCGAUUGCAUCUCACAACCUGCGUUCCCUGAAGGGUUUCUGGUUGGAUGCUUUUGUAAUACUUCCGGUUCCUCAGGUGGUAACGUGGUUAGUAGUCCCGAAAUUGCUCAAAGAAGAAGGGAUUAAGCUGAUAAUGACAAUACUUUUAGUAACCUACUUGUUUCAAUUCCUUCCCAAACUCUACCAUAGCAUUUACUUGUUGAGGAAACUGCAAAAGGUCACAGGUUAUAUCUUUGGCAGUGAUUGGUGGCGUUUGCACCUUAAUCUCCUUGCCUACUUCAUUGCUUCUCAUGUUGCAGGGGGAUGCUGGUAUGCCCUUUCAACACAACGACUGGUGUCGUGCCUCCAGCAACAGUACUCAUGUGACAGACCAAGGAUUAACAACUACUCAUGUAAUCUCUCUUUAUUUUGCUCAGAGGGAAUUGGUACUUGUCUUUAUAACCAGUCUCCAGCAACAACAAUUAAUAGGUCAUUAUGCUUGGAUGUCGAUGGGCCUUUCAAUUUUGGGAUCUAUUCGGAGGCACUUCCAGUAUUUUCUAGCAAUUCCCUCGCUCUUACCAUCCUCUAUCCCAUAUACUGGGGCUUUCUGAACCUUAGCACUUUCGGAAAUGUUCUUGAGCCUUCAAGUAACUGGUUGGAAUUGAUAGUCAGUAUUUGCAUCACGCUUGCGGGCUUGGCACUCUUCAUUACUUUGGUUGGCAACAUCCAGAUAAUUCUGCAUACGGUCACGGCAACUAAGAAAGAAAUGCAGCUGAGAUAUCGAGACAUGGAGAGGUGGAUGAAAAGAAGGCAGUUGCCAUCUCAUUUGAGACGGAGAGUUCGCCAUUUUGAACGCCUAAGAGGGGCAGCCAUGGGAGGAUUGGAUGAGAUGGAAUUGAUCAGAGAUUUGCCCGAUGGCCUCCGUAGGGACAUUAAACGUUAUCUUUGCAUAGAUCUUGUCAAGAAGGUUCCUCUAUUCCAAGUGUUGGACGAUCUUAUUCUUGACAACAUCUGCGAUAUGGUCACACCCCUUUUCUUUUCCAGAGGCGAAAGGAUUAUUAGAGAAGGAGACCCUGUUCACAGGAUGAUAUUUAUAGUUAAUGGACGCCUAAACCGUCGCCAAGCGCUUGGUAAAGGGUUCGUAACGACGAGUACUGUGCUUGAAGCUGGUAGCUUUCUGGGUGAAGAUCUCCUAUCCUGGUGCCUCCACCAAACUUUUAUAGAUCGGCUUCCGUCCUCACCUGCAACAUUUGUUUGCCUAGAGUCCGUAGAAGCAUAUGGUCUGGAUGCUUGCAAUCUCCGAUUUAUAACCGAACAUUUCCGUUACAAGUUUUCCAGCGAUGGACUAAUUAAGAGGACGAUGAGAUACUACUCGUCCAAUUGGCGAACAUGGGGAGCCGUCAUAAUACAGUUUGCUUGGCGUCGCUACAGGAUAAGAACUAGGUGAUCAGCAGUAGUGACUACUGAUCUUGAUCCUUUGAUGCAAAAUAGAUCAGGCAGUACUGAGAAUCUGCUCAGACGUACAGGAUGCUGCAAUAUUAUUCAUGUCACUCAGGCCUCAUGAU